Molecule: messenger RNA, 1032 nt
Organism: Capronia epimyces CBS 606.96
Lineage: Eukaryota; Fungi; Ascomycota; Eurotiomycetes; Chaetothyriales; Herpotrichiellaceae
Exons: 3
Coding region: 1-1032 (343 amino acids)
Molecular function (GO): dioxygenase activity
Source: RefSeq, a predicted model, not a curated record
AUGGGCAGCGUUCAAGAGCCGCUCCUCGGUGAGACCCUGCUUCAAGCGGCAAUGAGGCUGGAAACAGCCGAUUUCAAUGAGGUUCCAGUCAUCGAUCUAGGGGGCCUCACCAGCAGUGACAUCAACGACCGUUUGGCUGUUGCACGGGAAAUUCGCGAUGCCUGCAUCCGUGUCGGGUUCUUCUACAUCAAGGGUCACGGUGUUCCCCAGGAAGUCAUUGAUCGGGCGUUCGACGUGUCGAAGAAAUUCUUUGCUCUGCCCGACCAAGACAAGAUGGAAGUUUACGUCACCAAGAAUGAGAGCUUCAAAGGCUACGAGGAUAUCCAUUACGGUGCGGUAGACCCGCAGACGAAAGGAGACUUCAAAGAGGCGUUCAACUUUGGCUACGAGCCUGCGGCCGAUGCCCAGACUCCUGCAUCCGAGCCGUGGCCGCUGUACGACGGCCUGAAGGGUCCCAACGUCUGGCCGAGGAGUUUCCUUGAGGAAUGGAAGCGAGACGUCUUCGCAUACUACAGCGAGGUCCUCAACCUCGGCAGGCGGAUGAUGAGAGUGUUUGCCCUCGUGCUGGACCUCCCGGAAGGAUAUUUCGACGCCAUCCUCACUCGCCCGGGCGCUAUCAUGCGGCUGCUGAGGUAUCCCGCCUCGAGACUCGAUCCCGACCAUCCCGGCAUUGGAGCGCAUAGGGACUAUGAGUGCUUCACAAUUCUGUGCCAGGACGACACCAAUGGCCUACAGGUUCAGACCAAGAAGGGAAAUUGGAUCGAAGUGACGCCAAUCCCCGGCACCUUCGUGGUCAACAUCGGUGAUUUUCUUUCCCGUUGGACGAACGAAGUCUUUCGCUCGACCUUGCACCGCGUCUACAACGUUUCCGGCCGCGAACGGUACUCUUUUCCAUUGUUCAUCGGGCCGAACUAUACCACUCAGAUCGAGGCGAUUCACACUUGUGUCAAUGAUGAAAACCCCGCUAAAUUCCAGCCUUUCAUUGCUGGAGAGGUAAGUGGUGUACAUGUUUGCUUCUACCGUUCAAGAUAG